Stereum hirsutum FP-91666 SS1 is the source of this 770-nucleotide messenger RNA. RefSeq lists its product as uncharacterized. The transcript has 3 exons. NCBI's taxonomy places the organism in Eukaryota, Fungi, Basidiomycota, Agaricomycetes, Russulales, Stereaceae. The record is from RefSeq and is a predicted model, not a curated record. The annotation marks the transcript as partial.
UUUCUCUGUACCCUUUUCUCUUGUCUCUUGUCUUCUUCUUCCACCACUGCGCGUCGGACCCCUGGCGCGAGAUGGUCGCCUGGCGCAAGACAUGGAUGGAUGUGUACUGACCUAUCUUCCGCCCACGAUGUAUGAUGUAUGAUGGAUGUAUCACACGAUCAGCGACGACCUCAUCUUGAGCGCGUCUCUCCUCCGAUCGGAGAACAAGAACAAGAACGCGAUGAGGACGAGGGAGAUGCAGAUGCAGAGCGCGGGGGAAGGGCUCUGGAUCGACGCGAGCGUCCGUGACCCAUCCAUUCUAUCCGUCGUCCUUCUCCAUAUAAAAACUUACUCCUGGUGUGAAUGGACUACGAUAGGUGUCGAUGAAGACGGCGCUCGAACUGUCUGCUGUUGGAGAUAUCGCGGGAAGACGGGUGGACGAGAUCAAUGAUGCUUGUAGGCGGAUCGCGUUACAGCCCGAGAGGCGCGCGAAGAGUCUCCGAGGAUUGAAGAGGACGGUGCGGGAGGACGUGGCGGGGGUUGUAGAGCACGAACAGGUUGCGUCGGACGCGGAGGUGCUGAUCAGGAACUACAAGGCGAUGCUACGCAGCCGUUGAGCGUUGUGCGCUGAGCACCGAAGCACAGAGUACAGAGUUCUUGGAGGGAUGGAUGUGGCUAGACCAGAGGUACCAGGAGAUGGAGUGGCUCAUGGAGAGGACGGAAUCCGCUGCGCUGUUGCUUGUUGUAAGAUACGGUCUGUGAGAAUGCUGUGUAACUUCGGGGUGUGUGGU